Amphimedon queenslandica is the source of this 683-nucleotide messenger RNA. RefSeq names its product transcription initiation factor TFIID subunit 1-like. Gene Ontology annotation, molecular function: histone acetyltransferase activity; RNA polymerase II general transcription initiation factor activity; TBP-class protein binding. Gene Ontology annotation, biological process: RNA polymerase II preinitiation complex assembly; transcription by RNA polymerase II. The record is from RefSeq and is a predicted model, not a curated record. Gene Ontology annotation, cellular component: transcription factor TFIID complex. The transcript has 6 exons. Bases 9 to 683 code for a protein of 224 amino acids. NCBI's taxonomy places the organism in Eukaryota, Metazoa, Porifera, Demospongiae, Haplosclerida, Niphatidae.
CCCAAAGGAUGUUGGAAAUGUCUAACAAAGAAAUAAAUCAAAACAGUCAAGCUCUUGAGAAACUAGAGCAUGAGAUUAAUCCAUUGCUGGAAGAUGAUCCACAAGCUGCUCUGUCCUUCCUCUGUCGUAAAUCCAUUGAAAGAAUGAAAGCAGUACCUAAUUCUUGGCCAUUUCAUUUUCCAGUAUCUUCUAAGAAGUUACCAGAUUAUAGAAUGAUCAUAACUAAACCAAUGGACCUUCAGACUAUGAGAAAGAAAUGUGAGGCUGAUAGUUACAGAAGUCGUGAGGAGUUUCUUGUUGAUCUUAAUCAAAUAGUUGAUAACAGUAUCACAUAUAAUGGACCAACCAGUCCCUUUACUGUCACUGCCCAGAGUAUGAGGGAAGUGGGACUACAAUAUCUUGAACAGUUACUAUUAUUACCAUUAUUGGAAAGAGAACAUUUUGAACAAUAUGAAAGCCAGUUAGGAUCUUUUGACAAGUCACCACUAAAUGAACCAGAAGGACUAGGAGGAAAGAGUGGAGAUGAGGAGGCAGAGGAAGAAGAUACUAGUACUAACAUGAAUAUUACUGGACAAUCCAGUGUCAUCAUUACUAGUGAAGACAGUAUUCAGAUUGGGACUAUAGAUGUUGAAGGCACAGAUGAAGAGGAUAUAGAGAAAGGGAGGAAGCGGGAGAAGGAUUGA